AUGCAAUCAUUGGACAUAAAACCGACAGUUGGUCUAAUCGCGUGCUGCGAAUGCGGUGUGGCGAUUGAGCCGAAUCCGGCGAACAUGUGCAGUGGUUGUCUGCGCUCAAGGGUAGAUAUCACAGAAGGAAUCACUAAACAAUGCACAAUCUACAUGUGCAAAUUCUGUGAUCGUUACUUCGUUCCACCGAGUGCGUGGAUGAGGGCGGAGCUUGAGUCGAAGGAAUUGUUGUCGAUUUGUCUGAAAAAGCUGAAACCCAUGCUUACGAAGGUCCGCCUCACCGACGCGUGCUUCGUUUGGACUGAAGCUCACUCGAAACGUAUCAAAGUCAAGAUCACAAUUCAGAAGGAAGUCUUCACUAACACAAUUCUUCAACAAGCCGUUGUUGUUGAGUUCACUGUUCACAGUCAGUUGUGCGAUGAUUGUCGUCGUGCAGAAGCCAAAGACUUCUGGCGUGCUUGUGUUCAAGUCCGUCAACGUGCUGAAUUCAAGAAGACGUUGUUCUAUCUGGAACAGCUUCUUUUGAAGCACUCCGCGCACAAAGAGUGCACUGGAGUGAAGCCAGUGCCCACUGGAAUCGACUUCUUUUUCGCGAAACAACAGGAAGCAAGGACAUUUGUCAAUUUCCUAAUGACAGUGUUGCCAUGCAAGUAUCAUUAUGCACAGGAACUCGUCUCUCACGACACCAAGAACAACACAUACGACUACAAGCAUACAUUCUGUGUGGAAAUCGUCCCAAUCUGUCGUGACAACAUCGUGUGUAUUCCCAAAAAACAAGCUCAACAACUGGGAAAUAUGUCACAGAUUCUGUUGUGUCUUCGUGUCUCCAACGUCAUCACAUUGAUUGAUCCAAGCAAUUUACAGCUGGUUGAUGUGCAGGCAACCAACUUCUGGAGAGAGCCAUUCGAGUCGCUGUGCGGUCCGAAACAGCUCACCGAGUUCUACGUUCUCGAAGUGGAUCCAAUCGAUAAUUUUGAGAGAAAAGCAGGUCAUGGAUACGUCAGUAAGAAGCACGAAUUGGCUAAUGUAUGGUUGGUGAGAAGUGAUCAAGUUGGAAUGUCCGAUGCUCAACCACUCUAUGCGAGAACUCAUUUGGGACAUUUGCUAUCGCCAGGAGAUUUGGUUAUGGCAUUCGACAUGAAGAACUGCAAUGUGAACAACGCCACGUUCGACGCCAUGAAAAUUGACAACAUCCCAGACGCAAUCAUCGUCAGAAAGGUAUUCGACCGUACUCGCCGUACCGCAAAACGUCAAUGGAAGCUGAAGAGAUUGGUUGUCGACGGAAAUAUUGUUGGAAAUGAGACAGCGUCAGUUGCCGACGAAUUCCAAGGAUUCAUGGAGGAUAUUGAGGAGGAUGCGUUGAUGAGAGAGAAGAUUAAUAUCUAUAAGGACGCUGAAAAGGCACCAAAUGUUGAUGGAGACGACGACGAUGAUCAUCCAGAAGCCCCAUCACUGGCUGAAAUGCUUGAAGACUUGAAAUUCGACGACGAGGAGAUGAAAGAGGCAGCAGAGAGUGCUGAUGAAGAGCCAAUGCAGGAGUAA
Molecule: messenger RNA, 1542 nt
Organism: Caenorhabditis briggsae
Lineage: Eukaryota; Metazoa; Nematoda; Chromadorea; Rhabditida; Rhabditidae
Exons: 7
Coding region: 1-1542 (513 amino acids)
Biological process (GO): ribosomal large subunit export from nucleus
Cellular component (GO): cytoplasm; nucleus
Molecular function (GO): ribosomal large subunit binding
Source: RefSeq, a predicted model, not a curated record